UGCUUUCCACUGAUUACUGAUAAGCGCCAUGGGAACAAAGCUAAAUAUUUUCCCGCUGAUUCUUUGAUAGUGAAAAGAGGGUCUGAAUGUAGUUGGCAUGUUAAAAUAAAAGUAAAAAUGGACCUCACUACAUUGCGAACAGGUAAAAGUGUUCAAAACACCAGCUACGUUGGCGAUUUAACAACAGAGUUUAGUCACGAUAUUCAUGCGAGGUUUUUUUAGUUCGACUACGAAUCCCAGGAUUUUCCGAACACAAUCUGGUUUAACAAGGGCACUCAUGAUAUUUUAAUAAAUGUAGCUAUGUUUCUGCCUGUUUGCAUUUUAGGAUUAGCCGGCAAUUUUUGGGUGAUUUAUGUUUUGAAAAGCAACAAACACAUUAGAACGCCGACUAAUUUAAUUGUGGGCAACAUGGCAAUUGCCGAUAUGUUAUCAACCAUAGUGUAUCCAUGCUUUAUAUUUGUUUACGACUACUUUCAGAAUUACCAACUUGGUGCUGUUGGUUGUAAGGGCGAAGGCCCACUAGAAUGCACAAUUUUAUUAGCAAGUGUUAUAAGCAUGUCAGCAGUAACGUACGAUAGGCUGACUGCGAUAGUUUUGCCAAGUGAGACUAGAAUCGACAAGAUGAAAUCUAAAAUAGUUAUUUGCUCCACGUGGAUAAUUGCGUUAAUCUUGUCUGCUCCUUUGGCUAUUUUCCGAGAAUACAGGGAACGAAAAUGGAAAAAUUUUGAUGAAAGAUAUUGCACAGAACAAGUAAUAGUUACGAAUAUUUAUUGGUAUGUUAUUAUUACCGCUUUGGUGUGGCUGCCGUUAACGAUACAGAUCAUCUGCUAUACCACCAUAUUCUUUAAGUUAAAUAAAUACGAGAAAAUCAUCGUGAAGUCAUUCAAUCAUCAUCAUUUGGGAUAUAAGAAAAGCGCAGCCAAAAUGAUGUUCAUUGUGAUUGUGACUUUCAUGAUUUGCAGAUUGCCUUUCACAGCUUUCAUCAUUUACCGACAUCAAAUGCUAAAAUCAAGCAGUACAAAGACAGCAGACGUAGCAAACAUUAUUAAUGGUUUAUAUCAUUCCUUAUGGUUCAGUUCAAAAUACUUGCUAAUAGUGAAUGCAGCAGUGAAUCCAUUGAUAUAUUCAGUCACAAACAUAACAUUUCGAAAUGCAUUCAAAAAAACAAAGUUGUGCCAAUGCUUGUUUGCAGUUUCUAGGAAAUCCGAUAUCAAGCCAACAAAUCCAAAGCAAAAACGUAUUCUAACGACUCACAGAUGUGCAAAAAAAAGAGCCAAUAUUUUUCUUAUUUUCAAAAAAGACGUUGCUAAAUCGACCCAAGGUGACACCAGCACGAAAAUAGUGGCGACAAAUAAUACAAAAUUGUAAUAAAUAUAAACAUAAAAUAGUU
Messenger RNA from Dendroctonus ponderosae (mountain pine beetle), 1390 nucleotides. RefSeq names its product substance-K receptor. NCBI's taxonomy places the organism in Eukaryota, Metazoa, Arthropoda, Insecta, Coleoptera, Curculionidae. Gene Ontology annotation, biological process: G protein-coupled receptor signaling pathway. Gene Ontology annotation, cellular component: membrane. The transcript has 8 exons. The record is from RefSeq and is a predicted model, not a curated record. Bases 301 to 1368 code for a protein of 355 amino acids. Gene Ontology annotation, molecular function: G protein-coupled receptor activity.